UACGGGCAGGCCAGUAAUUUGUUCCCGCAGGAAGUGACUGCAAAGCGCGCUGGAAGUUGUUACGAGAAAGAUUCUGUAAGCAAAUGAAGAGAGCUGAUGGUUAUUUUUCGUCUGACACAGACCCGUUUAAUGCGCAUGAAUGGGAAUACUACAAUGAAAUGCUAUUUUUAAAGGAAUCUAUUGUACCGCGACGUUCAAGACUUGGUAAGUGCGUACGCUCCAGCUCAGAAGAGCCUGCAAUGAAUGAAGUAUUUAUAAACGUAAAUGCCAUAGCCGAAGAGGACUCCUGCUCGUCACAUUCAAGUUAUUCAAAUUCUUGUGAAACUCCGAAUAAAACGUCAAAGUUCGAUUUAGCGCCAUUGAUAAUUGAACGUGAAACGGACGCAGAUUUAGGCGAUCACGAUAAACCAGAA
Molecule: messenger RNA, 413 nt
Organism: Rhagoletis pomonella (apple maggot)
Lineage: Eukaryota; Metazoa; Arthropoda; Insecta; Diptera; Tephritidae
Exons: 1
Source: RefSeq, a predicted model, not a curated record